Molecule: messenger RNA, 3194 nt
Organism: Nilaparvata lugens (brown planthopper)
Lineage: Eukaryota; Metazoa; Arthropoda; Insecta; Hemiptera; Delphacidae
Product: sodium-coupled monocarboxylate transporter 1
Exons: 14
Coding region: 213-2015 (600 amino acids)
Biological process (GO): transmembrane transport; sodium ion transport
Cellular component (GO): membrane
Molecular function (GO): symporter activity
Source: RefSeq, a predicted model, not a curated record
GAUGAAGCCUGUUGCUGAUCCGAGUGCGCGAAAGAGCAUCAGCUAGUUGGGGGAGUGAGAGGGAGGAGUUGCAAUUCAUGCCGGCUAAUUGAUUUUGUAUCGGCGGACGGCGGCCAGUGUUCAGUGUUGGUCCGAUCUCCGAUCUCCAGCCACGCAACCGCGUUUCUCCUCUCAACCUUGGCCUUGACAGGACAUCGGAGACAGGUAGGUGCAUGAUGUCUGAGUUCAGAGCAGAUGGUUCGCACACGUUCGGAGUGAUGGACUACACAGUGUUUGCCUCCAUGCUUCUUGUGUCGGCUGUCAUCGGCUUCUACCAUGGCUGCGAUAUUUUCAACUUCAAGAAGAAUAAACCCAAGGCGAAAAAUAACGCAGUUGGAGAAUUUUUGACCGCCAAUGGUGAGAUGUCCACAUUGCCUGUGGCUCUAUCCAUGCUAGCAAGUUUUCUGUCGUCUAUAACACUAAUGGGACAGCCAGCUGAAGUGUAUCUCUAUGGACCGCAACUCUGGUUAUUUGGACUGUCGAGCCUCAUCAUAGUUCCAAUUGUCGGAAAUGUGAUGGUUCCCUUUUUCAGAGACAAGAACUACACCUCUGCAUAUCAGUAUUUUGGAGACCGGUUCAAUAGAAAGCUUCAAUUUCUAACAUCUUUUCUCUUCAGUAUUCAGAUGGUAUUAUACUUGGCACUAGUGCUGUAUGCUCCUGCCCUCGCUAUGCAUCAAGUUACAGGCUUCAACACUAUGCGCAUAGUAACCAUUAUGUAUGUGGUCUGCAUAUUCUACACUACACUAGGAGGAAUGAAAGCUGUAGUGUGGACAGAUACAUUCCAAGUAUUAGUGCUCUAUGCAGCCAUGGUUAUUAUUUUGAUAAAGGGUACUUUGGAUAUAGGAGGAGUCGGCGUCAUCUGGCAAAGGAACACUGUUUUCAAUAGGACGGACUUUUUCAAUUUCCAUUUGGAUCCAACAGAGAGAUAUACAGCAUUCUCGUCACUUAUUGGUUCUGGAUUCCUUCAUAUGGCGUUUUAUGGAGGAAAUCAACUUCAAGUGCAGAGAUACUUUACUGUGAAAUCCAACGAGCAAGCUAAGAGAAUGCUGUGGGUGAACUGCUUCGGUUGGACGAUUGUGGUAGUCUUGACUGUGUACACCGGAAUGCUAAUUUUUGCCAAAUAUUGUUAUUGUGAUCCUCUGCUGACAGGUGCUGUUAAAACUCCAGAUCAGCUCUUUCCACUAUACGUCAUGGAAACUCUUAAAGAUUAUCCUGGUAUUCCCGGCCUAUUCAUUGCUGGAAUAUUCAGUGCUGGUUUAAGCACGCUCUCCACUGGAGUGAACUCAUUGGCAGCAAUAUGGUUCAUCGAAAUGCAGCAUUUGUUCAAAGAUAAGCUGACAGACAGGCAGGCGGGAUUCACAGUCAAAGGGAUCGCUCUGCUGUUUGGCGUUCUCUCCUAUAUGAUGGUCUUCCUCGUACCAUACAUGGGUGGACUUGUUCCAGUGGCUAUAUCACUUUCGGGAGUUUUUGCUGGUUCAAUUUUUGGACUUUUCCUUCUCGGGAUGUUUGUGAAACGAGCAAAUUCUGUGGGAGGCACAGUGGGACUUGUUUCCAGCAUAAGCUUACUGGUAUGGCUGAACAUAGGCGCCCUCUAUUCAGAGAGAAUGGGCCAGAAUGUCAAUCCAAGACUUCCAGCAUCAACCGCACAGUGUUCUGCCAACAUCACCUCACUAUUCAAAGAUGCCGGCAACAGUGAAGAUGCAAUGGUGUUGUACAGGAUCUCGUACUUGUGGUACUGCCUAAUUGCCCUGAGCACAACACUCAUCGUCGGGUUUGUAGUUAGCGUGAUAAGUGAGUGCUUGUUUCCAACCAACAGUGAACACUUUGCUGCUCCGAAUCUCAUGUAUUGUGAUAAAAUUCAUAGUUCAGAUAAAGACAGUAAAGUGAAUCAACUGCUGUUAUGUGAGGAGCAGACAAAAUGCAGAGCAACAAUCAAUACAGGAUCACCCUACCAAUCAACAACGGCGUCUUCAUGAUCUAUCUCAUCUCCAGUCAGGCUGAUAGUGAAUACUUAAAUUAUUUCUACUUCUCUGAUAAAAUCAUGGGCAGUUGUCGUAAUUUUCAUAAAUGUAAAAAUUAACCUGAUAAGUAAGUACCUAUAAUAAUAUUAGUAUAGAAAGUUUACUACAGUAUUAGAAGUAUCUGGAUUGUGAUACGAGAUUAUUCUUUUUCGUUUGUCUUUGUAGGGUCUCCACCAAUUAGCAAUGUAAUAUCUCUGACUCUGACUAUGCCAAUGAUUACAAAUGUCACCUAUGGUGUACUGAUGCAAAAUUACUGAAUAUUGAUUCCUACACACGCUUUAAGUUCACCAAGUCCACAGAAAUGUGAUAAUUUCAUACAGCUAUAUUUUUAGUUUCAUCACGUACAAAAUUCAUUUAAAUUCAUAACUACAGGUGUGUUGUCCUAGCUGUGAUGUGACGUUCUGCGUCACACGUAUAUAGUACUAAAAGCCAGACGAUAUAACAUCGACAUGAAAUAAUACAGGAUCUGAUGUAGGUAUUCACACACGUACGGUAUUCUCCUAAGGUAUUCCACACUCUUUGUACUAGAACUUGAACAAUACUAGGAUCAUAAAUAGAUAAUUUGUUUCUAGAAGUUUUGGAAAUAGAUUUAUUAGUAAUAGCCUAUUGUCACUAUUGUAAAUAUAAAUAAAAAUAUAAAUCUGAGUACCCUUUUUGAAUUAUUUCGUCACGGCAUGCUUCGGCUACUAAAUGCCAUUAUCAAAAGUGAUAGGAAAAUAAAUUAAAACAAAAAAUUAUUUUUUUCCCUAUCACUUGAUAAUGGCAUUAGUAGCCGAAACAUGUCGUGACGGAAUAAUUUAAAAAGGGUAGCCUACUCAGAUUUAUAUUUUUAUUUAUAUUCAAAAGUAACCCUAAUGAGAAAAAGACAAUUGUCACUUUUGUAUACGGCAUUGUGUCAUAUGGCUACUUUGAUAUUUAUUCAUCAAAACUCUGUUGAACGUGAAAUUUGAAAUGCAGUGAUACAUUAUUUUCAACAUAGUAGGCUAUUGAUAACUAUACACAUAAUGUCGUUUUGGGAGCUUUACAACCAUCAUUAAAAUAAUGACUAUCAUGGUAGGUCACUUUUAUACAUUUAUGUACUUCUAAUUAAAAUAGAAAUAGAAUGAAUAAAUUGAGUCAAUAUUAUUCAUGUAA